AAUUCAUCUCACAUCCACCUUGAUUGGGCUUAGCUGUUGAUAAUGGGCCCAAAUGAUUUUAAAGGUCUUCUAAUGGGCCGUAAGAGCAAUCAUUUCAAAAAUGUACAAACAAAUAGAACGGUGGAUCAGUCAUUGUGGAUAAAUAACACUCUUCUCCUCUGGAGCAGAGCUCCGUCUCUCAUCAAUCCCAGCAAUGGCGUCCUCAGUCGUAUCCUCUUUUCAACCCAGGUCAUCAUUUUUGGGAGAUAGAAACGCGUUCAAGGUCUCAACAACACCACCAUUUACUCAAGUGGGUUUCUCCAGCAAGACCAUCGAGUGCAAGGAAUCAAGAAUAGGAAAGCAACCUAUCUCUGUACCAUCCAAUGUAACCAUCGCAUUAGAAGGUCAAGACUUGAAAGUCAAAGGCCCAUUAGGAGAGCUGGCUUUAACUUACCCACGCGAAGUUGAGCUCCUCAAAGAAGACUCCGGUUUCUUGAGAGUCAAGAAAACAGUCGAAACUAGAAGAGCUAACCAAAUGCACGGCCUUUUCAGGACGCUUACGGAUAACAUGGUAGUGGGAGUAUCAAAGGGAUUUGAGAAGAAGUUGAUAGUAGUGGGCGUUGGUUACCGUGCUACCGUGGAAGGGAAAGAGUUGGUUUUGAAUUUGGGGUUUUCACACCCGGUUAAGAUGCAGAUACCAGAGAGUCUGAAAGUGAAAGUGGAGGAGAACACGAGAAUCACGGUGAGUGGGUACGAUAAGAGUGAGAUAGGGCAGUUUGCUGCGACGGUGAGGAAGUGGAGGCCUCCGGAGCCGUACAAGGGUAAGGGAGUGAAGUACUCAGAUGAGAUUGUGAGGAGGAAAGAAGGCAAAGCUGGAAAGAAGAAGUGAUCUUGUUUUAUGUAUUUACAGUUUUACGUCUUGUCUCUUUUCAAUGUUGAUGUGUGUAUUGCUCAAAAUUUGCUUAGAAGAUUGAAGAUGUGUUGUUUUGGGAUUCUGGUGAUUUUUUAAACUGAAUUGUGAAGAGUUACUUAUGUGUAUGACCUACUGAAAGAUGGCCAAUCAAUUUAUUAACAUCUUGAACUGAA
Brassica napus (rape) is the source of this 1065-nucleotide messenger RNA. Its product is annotated as 50S ribosomal protein L6, chloroplastic-like. Gene Ontology annotation, biological process: translation. The transcript has 3 exons. Bases 194 to 868 code for a protein of 224 amino acids. The record is from RefSeq and is a predicted model, not a curated record. NCBI's taxonomy places the organism in Eukaryota, Viridiplantae, Streptophyta, Magnoliopsida, Brassicales, Brassicaceae. Gene Ontology annotation, cellular component: ribosome. Gene Ontology annotation, molecular function: structural constituent of ribosome; rRNA binding.